GGAGCGGGAACGUGGUGGGGAAAAGGAGGAUGUAGGUGCGGCUGCCGAACUUCUACUGUACUUCAGCACUGAGAUAUUGUAGUGAACAAGUUUAUUGGAAGGAAUAUUUCUGGGAGAGCAAUUUUUAGCAAAUAUUGGAGAACAUAUGGAAAAAGUAAAUUUUGCAAAAGAUGCAAAUCUGUAGUACUGAACACUAGCUGGUUUGGUUAUCUCCAGGAUAGCUUUCUCUUCUCCGCUGGGAAUAGUAGACAAGCAGGUUUUGUGUCAGGUAGAGGUGCCAGACUCACUGACAGCACCUGUCACCAGAGAGGAGUGCAGCAGAAAUGCAAGCAGCCAUCAGAUACCUCCACCAAGGCACACUCUGACCUGAAUGGAACACUUAUAAGGAGGUGCGCGAAUGCGGCAAGAAACGUUUCUGUAAAUAGGCGUUUGGAUUUCAAAAUGAACUUGCUUUGACAGCAUUUGUGCCCCUUGUGUGCAUACCUACAAGUUUGUUCAUCCGGACCGUAAAUUUUUAAACAAAUGCUACAGGACGUUUGCAGCCAGCACAUAUCAAAUCCGUAACUGAAACCCAACCAAGUGCCAAGCAAUGAGAGCUGAUCCUCUGUUGGUGUAAAUCAGCAUAUCUCCAUGGGCAUCAAGGAAAUUACACUGAUCUACACCAGAUGAGGUUUUGAAUGAAAUUAUGCUUUACAGACAGCUUCCAGUUUUUACUACGCAACAGGAACCAGAGUCCGAUCCCAGAGGUGACGUGGGACUCUGGGCUCAAGGAGAUGAAUGAGACUUGGAAGGGAGCUAUUGCCUGCCUCGGGGUGGCUGUCUUCUUCGUGAUGACCAUCGGGAUUAUCUACUGGCAAGUGGUGGACCAGCCAAACAAGAACUGGAUCUUGAGAGGGAGCACCAGUGGUCUCAUCUGGGAGCGAAGGUCUCACUCCCUCGUCCUGCAGACCCUGAGCGAGGAGAAGACCCUGGUGGAGAUCAAUGUGGGCAACUUCCCAGACAUGGAGCAGCCCUUUGUGAAGAACUUGUGCUGGCUGAACAAGACGGAGUUCUGCUAUACCUGGGAUGCAAUGGCAGAUCUGGAGAUCUCCCUUGAACCUGGUCCUUCCGCCAGCACAGAGUGCUACAGUAUAAACUGGACUCCUCUGCACUGCAAGAUUACACUAAAGGAUUGUUUUUCAAUGACUAAUGUCUCCUGGUACGGAGGAGCAAGCAUCAGAGCCCAGCGCUGGCCUUUGAACAAUGUGAAUACAAAGUCCCAGCCAUUUGUUAUCAGCAACCUCACCAAAAAUCCCACCGGCUAUGGAUCUGUCUUAGAAAAAUACUUUUUGGGAUCAACAGGGGUGACAGUGACAGUUGCACCAGACGUCCCUAUCUCCCUCUCAGUGGAGAGCAACAGGCACUUCUGUCUUGAGAGCCCUUCCAGCAUAGCCAUGGUCCCCCUACAGUAUAUGGUGUGCAUCAGUCAAAACAUCACAGCUGCCCACCAGGAAGUAGGGAGCCAGCUCUCAGAGCAGGAGAGGAGGCUGCCAAACACUGACAUAUUAGGGUUGCCAAUCUGUAGGCAUUACAAAGCAGCGGAUUCUGCUGCCAAAAUGGAGCGAGGAUUAAGGUCUUUCUUCAACAGAUUGAAAAGACAUCAUCUCGGGGAGGGGCUAAUUGCUCUCAACGAACAUUCCACAAUGUUACUUUCCAAUGCGGACCAUAUGCACUUGCCCAUGGCUAGCAGGAAGAUGCAUGCUCUGAGACACACCAGGGACCUCUCGUUAAUUAAACCUCUGAAGUUUUCCAUAACUCUGUCCCCGUAUACAAGCAUUAACUCCCAGCUGUUUCUGUCGUCUCUGCAAGAGGGCAAAGAAAAUUACUGGCUGAGCCUCCAAUCGAAAUUUGACAGCCACCCGACUCCUCUGCUUACCAAGUGGAAAGGGCAGUUUUCUGUCCGUCUGAACGUGACCAAUGAUGCUGCAAGAAGCUGGUACAUGGACAGGAUGAGCCUCUUGUGGCAGAGACUGGGAGCGCAGUACGUGACUUUUGAAGGUGCUGAAGGAAACACGUUUGCAGAGCAGGCAAUCCAGCCACCCAGAGAACUGGAAGGGGAUAAAUAUAUUGGCAUUUUUGCACUAAUGGCAGCUACGCUGGGAAAUUCGACAAUAAUUAGUGCCGUCACAAGAUCUAACCAUCUGCCACUCUUCAUUCAAAUGACCCCGCUCCAGUCGGACUGGAGCUAUGCUGGUUUGAAGGGAAUUAUACCUUCUGUGCUUCACUACAGUCUUCUUGGCUACAACUUCUUCAUUCCAGAUGCAGUAGGAGGGACCCUGGCAAAUGAGUUCCUGACAGAAGAAGAGUUGUAUAUUCGUUGGCUGCAGAUUGUGACGUUCCUUCCUGUGAUGUCCUUCAGCACUCCGCCAUGGGUCUGCUGUGAUGACUGGGUACUGAAUCUCACUAGGCAAUACAUACAGAGGCAUCAAGAUUUUGUUGUCCCGCUCAUUGUAAAAUUCAGCAAGGAAUGGCUCUCGUGGGGGUAUCCCAUCUUCCGGCCGCUGUGGUGGCUCAGCCCUAAUGACCCAGUCACCUUCACCAUAGAUGACGAAUACCUCAUUGGAGACGAGGUACUGAUUGCCCCAAUUACAGAACAAGGCCGAGUUCAGAGAGACAUCUACCUGCCUGGGGAAGGCCACAAAUGGAUGGACACCAAUACUGCCCAGGUGUUUGAUGGAGGAACCUUAAUCAGGAACUACUCAGUCAGUCUUGUGGAGGUGCCAGUUUUUGUAAAAGCCUCCUAGAUUCCGGGCUGUCCCAGCUCUCAAAAGAUUCACCUACUUCUCAGAAGAGCGAUGUUGACAAGACAUACUCUCUUCCUUUUCAGCCAUUUGUGCUUUUCCAGGAACUCUUUUUUUAUACAAGUGUUUAAAUCCAUUACUGUGAUUUGCUACCAUUCUAAAAUAGUGAAAUACUGCAGGAGCUCUGGUACAAAAAAUACCCCAUGUGCACAUGCAGCACAUCUGCUGAGAUCAUCCAGGUUCAUCUGACCCUAUCCUGUGUGUUAUCUACCAAGAAUGUCUCUGAUUAACUAGUAGUGAAAGAGAGACACCUUCAAAGUCACCAGGGUAAUGAGAAAGCAGAUGGAUUUAAUGUCUACUGGAAAUAUUCCCAUUUGGGAAAAAAAAUCAUUAAAGUAAAGAGGAAGCUCUAACAGAGCCAGGUAUGGACAGACAGCAGGACUGGCUGCCUUGAAAAGAAACAGUCUUGGUUGACCAGGUCUAACUGCCUGCUGGAGUCUUAGUGAAACAGGAUUGCAUCAUCACUUACCUUCUACAGACUGCAACUUUUGGUUUGGGAAAACUGCAGCAUCCAGUUCUGGGUCUUGUGUCAAUGUCUUUAUUUUUGUCUAGGAAAAAGUUAGAGUCUUAUUAUUAGACAAAACUUACAAAAGAGGAAAGGGCAGAGAAAGCUGUUCUGUAAUGUGUGGCUGCAGGUCACCAAUGUGAGGAGUCUUCUCCAUUCCUUAUGGAUGAUUAUUUGCCUUGUGUGGUUUUAGAGACUAUCCUGUCUGCUGCCUUCUGCCCCUGCUUUCUCACCUCAGAGUGCCUGCCUCCCAUGGCUUGAUAACACCCCAAAACUGAAAUCAGCCUUAGUUUAUUUUUGGAACUAAGCCUAUUUGAAGCACAGGGAUGUGUGUAUUAUGCAGCAGCUGGGACUCAGUAAACCGAGGAUGUUCUCGAAUGGCAGCACUUAAGACAUUCAAAAGGUUCUAGGAGGCUACAAAGAGAAGAUUAUUUUCUGUAACAUUAAGAGCUCAGCAAACACGAGUUCUUAGUAGCUGAUAAGAUGCUGCAGAGGCUGGACAUACAUAGUGUUAGCAUACCUGGAGGGAAGGAACAGCUUCCAAGUGAAUUCAAAUGACCUUACCAAGGGGUGCAUAUAUAUAGGAGGAGUGGGCUCAGAUUUUCAAUGCUAAAAUUAAUGUAUAUGGUACAAUUUCUUUGUGUAUCCCAUGACAAGUACCCAACUUCAGUCAUGGCAAAUGUCUUACUGCUUUGCCAUACCUUUGGGAUAGAUGGGCCAGAUGCUUAGCUGGUAUAAGCCAGCAUUGUUCUAUUGACAUUAGUGGAGUUAGGCCAAUUUACACCAGUUGAUGACCUCUCUCGUCUUCCUUUUAGAUCAGGAACAGCUCAGGAUUUUCCUAAUCU
Molecule: messenger RNA, 4190 nt
Organism: Mauremys reevesii (Reeves's turtle)
Lineage: Eukaryota; Metazoa; Chordata; Testudines; Geoemydidae
Product: SITS-binding protein-like
Exons: 15
Coding region: 678-2783 (701 amino acids)
Source: RefSeq, a predicted model, not a curated record